GAAGUACAAAAUUCAAGCACAAAAGUGACAAAAGUGCGAGAUAUACCUCAUGAUAAACUAUAGAAUUCCCACACAAAUUUUUUAUUGUGUUUACGUGCUACUGCAGGCGUGUCCCUCGACCAUUUUGGCACAUCCUCAUUACCAUACUAAGUGCAAGAACUUGCAACAUUUAUAACAACUUUUAAAGCCGCUAUUGAUGCAGCACGAGCGUCGCUUACAAAAGCUCACGACUGGAUACCAUUAAAUUUAUUUGAUUAGAUUUUGUCCGGUCGUCCUUGAUGAAUAGCAGUUGACAAGCCGAAAAUUCCAAAUUCCGCGUUGAAGCUUGAUAAUUGGUACACAUCUUUAGCAGCAACUGGCAAGCAGUGUUUGUGACACUUAAACUGAUACCUGAAUAUCAAUUGAAUGCAUAAAAACAUGGCAAUUGCAUCGAAACAAUGUUGGACCAGCUGGGACCAGCACCCAACGGCUUUCUAAAAUCGAUAAGACAAAGGCAAGAGAGAAAACUUAAAAUUCGACACCGAAAUAGACAUGAUCCUUCUCACUCUUUUAAUGUUAUACUCUUUUUGUUUGUACGCAUAAGCGUUCAAGGUUACAUUAUCAAACUGGUUGCGUUUAUUUUAUUAAUAUAUCAUGGUCUCCUACUGUAUGCCUCGUGGUCGUUUCCGUAUUAAACCGCCAAAUUUUCGCCAAUUACGUCAGAAACAUAGAACAUCGCAAUGCUUUGCUAAGAUAGACAACUGUUCUGUUUUUAGUGCUAUCGAAUGGCAAUUAAACAAGCAAAAUUGUAUAAAAAACCGAAUACUCCAUACGGCGACGCAAUUUCAAUCCAAAAUAUACAGUCUACUACCAUUACGUUUACGUUACGUGCGCUACUGGGGUUGGUUGGCUUCAUGUUAUAUACUAGAAAGUAUGCGGCUGACGAGGAUGAUCGUCAUUACGAUCGAUUCUGAUGCCACAUAA
This is a messenger RNA of Glossina fuscipes, 963 nucleotides long. RefSeq lists its product as uncharacterized. Lineage: Eukaryota; Metazoa; Arthropoda; Insecta; Diptera; Glossinidae. The transcript is spliced from 5 exons. Bases 634 to 963 code for a protein of 109 amino acids. The record is from RefSeq and is a predicted model, not a curated record.